AUGUUUAACCGCAAUAACUUUUCUAUGCCUUUCGGGUCUCGGCCCUCUCGCGAAGACGGCCCCAACCCGAGCCAGGGACCUCCUCCGUAUCCACGAAGAGAAUACAACACUAACCCUGCGCCUACGGGUGGUGUAGGGUAUGAAGACCGCUCUCAUCCGCCCGACUAUGACACUUUAAUGACUGACGCUUAUAAUAUUUCAAGGGGAUAUGGAGCACCGAUGGGAAGGCCUAGUCAACCGCCACAGAUGCCCCCGAGAGCUCCGGUUGGAGGAAGCUCGGGGAGAACCUGGACCUUGCGCCCCGCGAAGAGUCCCGAUAAUAAUUACACUUUUGGUAACUUAGUUGCAGUUUCGCCGCAGGAUUUCCCGCCCACGCGCGAUGGGCUCGACCUUUUCCUUCUUGUAAACGAUCUAUAUGUAUUUUCCGCGCGCCCCUAUGAUGGCUUUCCGCCGGGUCAUAUCAGCAUGUCGGAUCCUCAGCGGACGUGGGCUAGAGUUGCUUUCACAGACUCUGUCAAUGUACAGAUUUACGAUCCGUUCAGUCAAGGCGGGCAGGCAUAUAUCGGUUCCACGGAUAUUGAAAUCGGGUUUGCUGGAAAGAAGAGAGUCGAAACUCCCUACGACCAAGACGAGUUGGGCAGUGCUGUGGUCAAGACCUUUGAAAACCAAAUAUUUGCCCCUGGCCAGAAGAUUCUAAUGGACCAUAGAAGCAUUCCUCUUAUACUAACGGUCAAAACUGUUCAACGUGUCGACCUGAGCUCCGAGAAAGCUGAUCUCUCCAGCGGUCAUGUAGAGACCGACCCUAGUGCCAGGGGAAUACUCACAAGGCAUUCCCAGAUCAACUUUUUCAAGGAUGCCCGCACUGGUAUCAAUUUGAAGGCGUCAAACCGUCGACCAGCUGCCAACUCUAUCAUUCAGCCUGACUUCAAAUUCGAGAACAUGGGUAUUGGAGGUCUUGAUGCAGAGUUUAGCACAAUCUUCCGCCGUGCAUUUGCGUCUCGCAUUUUCCCUCCAGGUUUAGUUGAGAAACUAGGUAUCCAGCAUGUAAAGGGCAUGCUGCUUUAUGGCCCUCCAGGAACUGGUAAAACGUUGAUUGCCCGGCAAAUCGGCAAGAUGUUAAACGCAAGGGAACCAAAGAUUAUCAACGGUCCUGAAGUGCUAAAUAAAUAUGUCGGCCAGUCAGAGGAAAAUAUUCGAAAGCUUUUUGCCGAUGCAGAGGCUGAGUACAAGGAGAAAGGCGAGGAAAGUGGGCUUCACAUCAUCAUUUUUGAUGAGCUUGAUGCUGUUUGUAAGCAGCGUGGUAGUGGAGCAGGCGGUGGCACAGGUGUAGGUGAUAGUGUGGUGAACCAAUUGCUAUCAAAGCUCGAUGGUGUCGACCAACUUAACAACAUCCUCCUUAUUGGUAUGACCAACAGGAAAGACAUGAUCGAUGAUGCGCUACUGCGACCUGGUCGUCUUGAGGUCCAUAUGGAAAUUUCCCUCCCGGAUGAGAAGGGCCGAGCUCAGAUUCUCAAGAUUCAUACCCAGAAGAUGAGGGACAACAACGUGAUGGAUGUGGAUGUUAAUCUAUCCGAGCUAGCAUUGAUGACCAAGAACUUUUCGGGUGCCGAGAUUGCAGGACUUGUCAAAUCCGCGUCCUCAUUCGCCUUUUCCCGCCAUGUCAAGGUUGGAACAAUGGCUGGUAUCAGCGAUGACGUGGUAAACAUGAAAGUUAACCGAGGUGACUUCCACAAUGCUCUUGACGAAGUUAAACCUGCGUUUGGUGUGUCAGAGGAGGAACUCUCAAGCCGUAUUCAGUACGGCAUCAUCCAUUACUCCGAUCAGAUUAACGAAAUCUUAAGGGAGGGUCAGCUCUUUGUGAAGCAGGUCGGGGAAUCGACACCUUUGUUCUCCGUCUUGUUGCACGGUCCAACCGCAUCAGGAAAGACUGCGCUCGCAGCGCAGAUUGCCAUUGACUCUGGUUUCCCCUUUAUCAAACUGAUCAGCCCUGAAGAUAUGGUCGGCUUUAGCGAAAUGGCUAAGGUUCAAUAUAUCAGCAAGAUAUUCGAUGACGCUUACAAGAGUCGUACCAGUGUGGUGGUCGUCGAUAACAUCGAAAGAAUCAUUGAUUGGGUCCCAAUCGGUCCUCGGUUUAGUAAUACUGUUUUACAGACAUUAAUGGUCUUUUUGAGAAAGCAGCCGACCAAGGAGCGGCGAUUGUUGGUUCUGGCAACUACAACCCAGAGAGCUGUACUGAAACAGCUGGAUGUAUACAACUCAUUCAAUUCUGAUAUCAUGGUCCCGAAUGUCAUGAAGUGUGCUGAGUUGGAGUACAUCAUGAAACAGUCGGAGGCGUUUGAUGACCAGGAAAUUACCCAGGUGUUAGGAGCGAUUGGGGGUAUCGACCAGGCCGAUAAGACCCCUAAAGAGAAAGUCAUCGGUGUCGGUGUCAAGAAAGUGCUGUUGGGCAUUGAGACUGCCAAGCAGGAUGCUGAUAAGGUUGAACGGUUCGUGCGUGUUAUUGACAGGGCCAUUGAGGAAGAGCGGAGUUUCGACUAA
Messenger RNA from Aspergillus bombycis, 2538 nucleotides. RefSeq names its product AAA family ATPase SEC18. Bases 1 to 2538 code for a protein of 845 amino acids. The transcript is spliced from 3 exons. Lineage: Eukaryota; Fungi; Ascomycota; Eurotiomycetes; Eurotiales; Aspergillaceae. The record is from RefSeq and is a predicted model, not a curated record. Gene Ontology annotation, molecular function: ATP hydrolysis activity; ATP binding. Gene Ontology annotation, cellular component: Golgi stack. Gene Ontology annotation, biological process: SNARE complex disassembly; intra-Golgi vesicle-mediated transport; Golgi to plasma membrane protein transport.